Molecule: messenger RNA, 594 nt
Organism: Penicillium lagena
Lineage: Eukaryota; Fungi; Ascomycota; Eurotiomycetes; Eurotiales; Aspergillaceae
Gene: rho2
Exons: 4
Coding region: 1-594 (197 amino acids)
Biological process (GO): small GTPase-mediated signal transduction
Molecular function (GO): GTPase activity; GTP binding
Source: RefSeq, a predicted model, not a curated record
AUGGCCCAACAGGAGAAUGACAAUGUGAUGCGACGGAAACUCGUCAUCAUCGGAGAUGGCGCGUGUGGAAAAACUAGUCUGCUCAGCGUCUUUACCCUUGGCUACUUUCCAACCGUGCCCACGGUAUUCGAAAACUACGUGACAGAUUGCCGAGUCGACGGACGAUCAGUACAAUUGGCCCUGUGGGAUACAGCGGGACAAGAAGACUACGAGCGAUUGCGGCCACUCGCCUACUCGAAAGCACAUGUGAUUCUGAUUGGAUUUGCCUUGGACACGCCAGACUCACUGGAGAACGUGAAACACAAGUGGAUCGAAGAAGCAAACGAGCGAUGUCCCGGAGUGCCGAUCAUUCUGGUUGGGCUGAAGAAGGAUCUGCGCGAAGACCCGCUCGCGAUCGAGGAGAUGCGCAAGAAAUCUCUCAAGUUCGUGACGGCGAAAGAAGGCAACGAGACUGGCGCCGAGAUCGGAGUUCGCAAGUACCUCGAGUGCUCGUCCUUGACGGGUGAAGGUGUCGACGACGUGUUCGAGGCAGCCACCCGCGCAGCCCUGCUCACCUUCGAGAAACGAAAAACCUCGUGCUGCAUCGUGCUAUAA